AUAAAGGAUAUCCGCGAUUCUUUUAACUCCACUUUCCACAUCUAUAUAAACCCUCAAUUCUAUGGUACGCAACCUCUCUAGAAACCCUAAAAAAACUUGUUGCAUCAAACUCUAGUCUCCUCCAACAGAGCAAGGCUAGGGUUUUGGGAUCUUCUACAUAUCUAACACCAAAGUUAAUAGAAAAUCGUGAAGCCAUGGCUCUGGUCUUGCACGCUGGAAAUACAAACAAAAAUGCCUUCAAGGCACUUAUUGUUGGAGAGUACUCCGGGAUCAAAGUUGAUCUUGUUAAGGAUUUUGAAAUGGGGGUUUCCAACAAAGCUCCAGAGUUUCUUAAGAUGAAUCCUCUUGGAAAGGUUCCAGUACUUGAAACACCUGAAGGUGCCAUAUUUGAGAGUAAUGCUAUUGCUCGUUAUGUUGCUUCUUUGACCGAAAACAGUCCUCUCUUAGGAUGUUCAGCCAUUGACAAGGCUCAUAUUGAUCAAUGGAUUGAUUUUUCUGCCAUGGAGGUUGAUGCUAAUAUCUUGCGCUGGUUUAUCCCAAGAAUUGGGUUUGCCCCAUACGUCCCUCAAGCUGAAGAACAUGCCGUAACCAGUUUGAAGAGGGCACUGGAUGCCUUGAACACUCACCUUGCUUCCAACACUUUCCUUGUUGGGCAUGCUGUGACUCUUGCUGACAUCAUAAUGACAUGUAACCUGGUAUUGGGAUUCAGUAAAGUCAUGACCUCAACCUUCACAAAAGAUUUCCCUCACAUUGAAAGGUAUUUCUGGACCAUGGUCAAUCAACCAAAUAUCAAGAAGGUUUUGGGUGAAGUAAAGCAGACAGAUUCCGUUCCACCAGUUCAAGCUGCCCAAAAGCCAGGUGCUGCAAAGCCUAAGACCGAAGCUAAAAAAGAAGUCAAGAAAGAGGCCCCUAAGCCAAAGGCUAAGGAAGAGGUUGCCGAUUUAGAGGAGGAGGCACCUAAGCCCAAGGCUAAGAACGCCCUUGAUCUUUUGCCACCAAGCAAGAUGGUUUUGGACGACUGGAAGAGGCUGUACUCAAACACCAAGAAGAACUUCCGUGAGGUUGCAAUUGGAGGUUUUUGGGAGAUGUUUGAUCCCGAGGGCUACUCACUGUGGUUCUGUGAUUACAAAUACAACGAUGAGAAUCUUGUUUCAUUUGUCACCAUGAACAAGGUUGGUGGUUUCCUUCAAAGAAUGGACUUGGCUCGCAAGUACGCUUUUGGAAAGAUGCUCAUCAUCGGCAAUGAGCCACCAUACAAGUUGAAGGGAUUGUGGAUCUUCCGUGGACCAGAUGUCCCCCAAUUUAUUAUUGAUGAGUGUUACGACAUGGAGCUCUAUGAGUGGACUAAGGUUGAUUUGUCUGAUGAAGCUCAGAAGGAACGUGUCAAUCAGAUGAUCGAAGAUGCUGAGCCUUUUGAGGGAGAAGCCUUGUUGGAUGCUAAGUGUUUCAAAUGAUCUGGUUUCAUCUCCUCACCACUUGUUAUUAGUUGGGAAUUUAGUGGUAGAGUCGGGGGUUUUCUGUCCCAUGUUAGUUUGGUGUAUUUGAAUUAACUUGAGUUUCAUGUUGCCUACAACAUUUUUGUCAGCACUCUGUAAUAUGAACUACAGGUUUAUGUUUCUAUGUCCUUGUUUAUCUGAUGAAGUAUUAGAUGUAUGUUUUCUCCUA
Papaver somniferum (opium poppy) is the source of this 1665-nucleotide messenger RNA. Its product is annotated as elongation factor 1-gamma 3-like. Gene Ontology annotation, biological process: translational elongation. The coding region runs from base 195 to 1454 and encodes 419 amino acids. Gene Ontology annotation, molecular function: glutathione transferase activity; translation elongation factor activity. The record is from RefSeq and is a predicted model, not a curated record. The transcript is spliced from 8 exons. NCBI's taxonomy places the organism in Eukaryota, Viridiplantae, Streptophyta, Magnoliopsida, Ranunculales, Papaveraceae.